GGGAGAACGCUUAACAAUGACGCUAAACGAUACUUUCAAUAUAACGGACUGUCCGAACUUAGAAAGUGAUUAUGAGAUCUCUUAUCGGAGAUUUAGGGUUACGGUGGAUGUGUUUAUUGUAGGAUUUUUAUGUAUAUUUGGGAUUUUGGGAAACAUUAUUUCCAUGUGCGUUAUAAAGAGUGGAAAGAUAGCCCCGGCAAGGACUACAACAUUUCUUCUACAGUGUCUAUCAGUAAGUGACAGUUGCUAUCUCGUUAUGGCUUUUCUAAGUUCGAGUCUGAGAGGAAUUUGGAAAUAUACAGAUUGGGGAGACCCGUUUUAUGGUAACUACCCCUACAUGUAUCGUUACAUAUGGGCACUAUCCGCGAUCGGACGAUUAUUGGCCGUCAAUUUCGUCGUUCUUGUUACGCUGGAUAGAUACCUAAUGAUUUGUCAUCCGUUGAGUGUGAAGCGAUGGUGUACAUUUCCGAGGGUCCGCAUAAUGGCUAUCGUUACUAUCAUCGUUUCUAUUGGGUUUAACAUCCCGCGGUUCUUUGACAAAGUGCCGGUAGAAUACAACAACUGUACGAAGUUUUUCGAAGUCGGGGGCUAUGCGGACUAUCUAAAGUUAAACGGAGAAUUUUACUCAAUGGCCUACAUCACGGUCCUCUACUACACGGCUAAUGUGAUCAUCCCGAUCAUAGUCCUUCUCGUCCUCAAUUCACAGAUCAUAGCAGUCCUCAAGAGGUCCUCAAAGUUUAAACGAGCGUCCUCAAUGAAAACAACAUCGACAAAGGAACAAAAAGCUGUGAACAACCCUAAAGAAAGAAUGGUCACAGUGAUGUUAUGUGUUGUUGUCGUCGUCUUUAUCGUGUGUCAGACCCCAGCAUUUGCCAUCAGCAUGGUGUACACAUUAUACUCAUUUGGGGUGAAGAUGCCCGACAGAAGCAUGAUGAGAUACUGGUAUUCAAUCGGGAUAACACUUGUAGCCUUUAACUCAGCCAUCAAUUUUGUAGUAUACUUUGCUUUUUCAAAUCAGUUCAGACAAGUGCUCAUUUCACACUUGAUUCGGAUGAAAUUUUACUUCAAAGGCCCAGUAGCGCAGAGCAAGACACUCGAGGAAAAUAUGCCAAUGACAACAGAAGUAAAUGAAACAAACGGCAUAGACAGUAAUAUAUCACCCAGGGGACGUGUUUAAUAACAUAGCUUUAUCCUUUGUAUCACUUGUAUCACUGGAAGUCUGAAAAUGGAUUGUUUUAGCGAUGUGCAUUUAUAUUCAUAAUUAACAGAUGGUAUACUAUAGUGCUCUCUAACUUGAAAAUGUGUUACACUCCCCUCCAUAAGUUUAUCAAGUCUAAUUCUCUAUUGGAUAGCGUGCUUCAGUCUGUUUAAGUUUGGAUCUUAUUUUCCGUCAACUACAUAAGGUCAAAAAACUUUAAUGGAUUAUUUAAAAUCGCACAACAUGAAAUUAAUACGCUUUUUUGGGGAAUUGGUGUUACCAAACGUUUAGAAGGGAGUGAAUGCACUUUAGUCAAUAGCUCUUAAUAAUCAUUACAGACUUGUUAAUCGAUAUGAUGGUUUU
Owenia fusiformis is the source of this 1561-nucleotide messenger RNA. Lineage: Eukaryota; Metazoa; Annelida; Polychaeta; Sabellida; Oweniidae. The record is from the annotation of a GenBank genome assembly.